This is a messenger RNA of Schizophyllum commune H4-8, 1125 nucleotides long. RefSeq lists its product as uncharacterized. The record is from RefSeq and is a predicted model, not a curated record. Bases 212 to 1006 code for a protein of 264 amino acids. Lineage: Eukaryota; Fungi; Basidiomycota; Agaricomycetes; Agaricales; Schizophyllaceae. The transcript has 2 exons.
CGACGGCGGUAGAAGGCGCCGUCCAACGUGUCGCCGCCACCCGGUCCGCGAUGGUGCAGACGGAACAGUGCGUGGACGCGGCGCGCAUGGGGGGUUUCAGCGGGUGAGUCACCGAUCGGCUUCAGCGCGAGGGGGCGUUCCUAACCACCAGAGCGAACGCACUGCUGGCCAGGCACGGUGCUCUCUGUGCCGACCACAGACCGCCGACGGGAUGCUUACCCUCUUAAUGGCUCGGCCACGGCGACACUGUCCAAUCCGUGCGCGGCUGGGCAGCGGGCUGUGGUCGGCAUCGUGCCUCGAACGAGCGGGAGGGGGUCCGUCCUACGAGUAUUUUGUGGCCACCCGACCUAGUAAUGCCACUCACGGAACCAUCUAUCCCCUAAAGCUCUGUACGCGCCAGGUGACGGUAUACACUCGUCCAUUCGACGUUGGCGUGGUGCCUUCGAGAUCUUCUCUGGGUCCGCUGCCUGCUUAUCUGGCUUCCACUCCGCCUGACAGGAGAAACGAUCUACAGAAGGGCACGAGUUCCCUUGGACUUACUCGCCAAGCUCUGCAUAUCGCCAACGGGAGACACGAACUUCCUAGAGCAAUGUUUUCCCCUUCUCGCGCCAUUAGAACCCUUCUGCAAUUGUCUCGACUACGCGAAGAAAGACUAUUACAGCCCCUCAGGUGUUUCGAUCUACUUCGACUACCGCCAUUUCGCACUCCGCGAGCCUAUCUUCGUGAUCACGGCUUCAGCUUCAGAAGAACGAUGGCCCAGAAGUCCUUUCGAGCCUUCUUUCGAACUAUCGAACACUGUUUGAGACCGCCAAAGUACGCACAGGAGUCCUGGCUUAGUCCUGGCUACCCGCGCUAUGCAGUCUCAACCCCAAGAUAUGGACGUGGUCGCUUGACUAGGCUGUCGCUUCGCAAAGGCUGCUCUUCUGAAGCUUACUGCGACCACUCUACCCGAGCUAUUGGCGCUUGCGGCUCUCCGACGACACGUUCACCGCCUGGAUUCACGUAGGCCCCGCCGACAGUCGCCGGUUGGUUCGCCUUACCCGACUGAACAUAUCCGCCACGUCAUAUUGAUUUACCUAUUCCUGCGACUGGAAGAUUGGGCGUCAUGCGCAGCCUGCAAUGAGC